Messenger RNA from Chironomus riparius, 1305 nucleotides. Lineage: Eukaryota; Metazoa; Arthropoda; Insecta; Diptera; Chironomidae. The record is from the annotation of a GenBank genome assembly.
GUGCAAAGAAAAAUAAAUUACGGGAAAAUUGGUUUAUUAGUAAUUUUUAAGACGCUGUAAAAUAUGGUUUUCCUGAAAAGUAUUAAGAUUUUCCUCUUCAAUUUUCUUACGAUCAUUUAUUUAUUUUAUCAUCCAGUCAACUCGGGUGCUUUACAACUUUCCAAUGAUAAUAUUGAGAUGACAUUAGCUUCAAAUGAAUUAGUGGUAAUAAAUUUUUAUGCUGAUUGGUGUAGAUUUAGUAAUUUGCUUCAGCCCAUUUUCGACGAAGCCGCUGAUAAGGUAAAAGAAGCAUUCCCAGAGCAAGGAAAGGUUGUAUUAGCUAAAGUAAAUUGCGAUGUCGAGUCAUCGGUAGCUCAAAAGUUUCAUAUUACCAAGUAUCCAACGCUUAAAGUGGUGAGGAACGGCCAGACAGCGAAGAAAGAAUAUCGUGGUCAAAGAUCCGCUGAAGCUUUCGUAGAAUAUGUAAAGAAACAGCUAGAAGAUCCAAUUAAAGAAUUAGUAAGCUUAAGAGAUCUCGAAACAUUAGAUGAUAAGAAGAGAAUCGUUGUUGGAUAUUUUGAUCGUCGUGAUUUACCCGAAUAUCAUAUAUUCCGACGUGUUGCGACGAAUUUAAAAGAAGAUUGUCAUUUCUUUGCUGGGUUUGGCGACGUUGUUGAAUCUAUGCAUCCACCAGGCCAACCAAUUAUUGUUUUUCGACCUGAUGUUGCCGUUUCACACGAGAAUGAUGAAACAUAUAAAGGAAAUUAUAAUAAUAUUGACGACCUUAGUAAGUGGGUGCAAGUCAAAUGUGUUCCAUUAGUGAGAGAAAUCACAUUUGAAAAUGCUGAGGAAUUAACGGAAGAAGGAUUGCCAUUCUUGAUUCUCUUCUUCCGUCCUGGAGAUACUGAAACAGUUAAGGACUACAAAGCUAUUAUUGAAAAUGAAUUAUUAUCAGAGAAAACAAAUGUCAAUUUCUUGAUUGCCGAUGGUGACCGAUUUGCUCAUCCACUUCAUCACCUUGGAAAGAGUCAAUCAGAUUUGCCACUCAUUGCCAUCGAUUCAUUUAGACACAUGUAUUUGUUCCCAGAUUUCAAGGAUAUGUACAUUCCAGGCAGACUAAAAACUUUCCUUGCUGAUCUUUAUAGCGGCAAACUUCAUAGGGAGUUCCAUUAUGGUCCUGAUGAGCCUCAAAAUAAAGAAACUGAAACCCCACACCUGCAGCAUGUCGAUCAAAAAAGACCCACAAAUCCACCAGAAUCAACAUUUAAGAAAUUGGGACCAUCAAAGCAGCGAUAUACCAUUUUGUCUCCGAGAGAUGAGUUGUAA